CCCCGCCGUCCAGCCCGCUGCCACCCCCGCCCUCCAGCCCGCUGCCGACCCCGCCCUCCAGCCCGCUGCCGCCGCCGCCCUCCAGCCCGCUGCCGCCCCGGCCGUCCAGCCCGCUGCCACCUCCACCGUCCAGCCCGCUGCCACCUCCACCGUCCAGCCCGCUGCUGCCGCCGCCCUCCAGCCCGCCUUCGCCGUCUCCACCCUCGCCACCACCACCCUCACCCGACCCGCCAUCGCCUUCACCACCCUCACCGGAUCCGCCAUCGCCACACCCCCCUUCACCACAGCCACCUUCACCGUCGCCACCUUCACCACCCCCACCUUCACCACCACCCCCUAUGCCUCCACCCCCUUCACCGCCACCAUCACUUCCCCUUACUCCACUGUCAGCUCUUCCCCCCUUACUUCCGCCACCCUCACCGCCGCCUCCCUCACCGCCACCGCCUUUACCGCCGCCACCUUCACCACCGCCCCCUUCGCCAUUACCUCCUUCACCACCGCCUCCCUCACCCGACCCUCCUUUGCCCUCUCCACCCUCUCCACCUCCUCCCUCACCCGACCCGCCUUCGCCUUCUCCACCCUCUCCACCUCCUCCCUCACCCGAACCACCAUCGCCUUCUCCACCCUCUCCACCUCCUCCCUCACCCGACCCGCCUUCGCCUUCUCCACUCUCUCCACCUCCUCCCUCACCCGACCCGCCUUCGCCUUCUCCACCCUCUCCACCUCCUCCCUCACCCGAGCCACCAUCGCCUUCUCCGCCCUCUCCACCUCCUCCCUCACCCGACCCGCCUUCGCCUUCUCCACCCUCUCCACCUCCUCCCUCACCCGAGCCACCAUCGCCUUCUCCGCCCUCUCCACCUCCUCCCUCACCCGACCCGCCAUUGCCUUCACCACCCUCACCGGAUCCGCCAUCGCCACACCCCCCUUCACCACAGCCACCUUCACCGUCGCCACCUUCACCACCCCCACCUUCACCACCACCCCCUAUGCCUCCACCCCCUUCACCGCCACCAUCACUUCCCCUUACUCCACUGUCAGCUCUUCCCCCCUUACUUCCGCCACCCUCACCGCCGCCUCCCUCACCGCCACCGCCUUUACCGCCGCCACCUUCACCACCGCCCCCUUCGCCAUUACCUCCUUCACCACCGCCUCCCUCACCCGACCCUCCUUUGCCCUCUCCACCCUCUCCACCUCCUCCCUCACCCGACCCGCCUUCGCCUUCUCCACCCUCUCCACCUCCUCCCUCACCCGAACCACCAUCGCCUUCUCCACCCUCUCCACCUCCUCCCUCACCCGACCCGCCUUCGCCUUCUCCACUCUCUCCACCUCCUCCCUCACCCGACCCGCCUUCGCCUUCUCCACCCUCUCCACCUCCUCCCUCACCCGAGCCACCAUCGCCUUCUCCGCCCUCUCCACCUCCUCCCUCACCCGACCCGCCAUCGCCUUCUCCACCCUCACCCGAUCCGCCAUCGCCGCUCCCUCCUUCACCACAGCCACCUUCACCGUCGCCACCUUCACCGCCCCCACCUUCACCACCACCCCCUAUGCCUCCACCCCCUUCACCGCCACCAUCACUUCCCCUUACUCCACUGUCAGCUCUUCCCCCCUUACUACCGCCACCCUCACCGCCGCCUCCCUCACCGCCACCGCCUUUACCGCCGCCACCUUCACCACCGCCCCCUUCGCCAUUACCUCCUUCACCACCGCCCCCUUCGCCGUUGCCUCCUUCGCCACCACCACCCUCGCCGCCACCCCCGUCACCGCGCCCCCCCUCGCCGCCACCCCCUUCACCGCGCCCCCCCUCGCCGCCACCCCCUUCACCGCCACCCCCUUCACCGCGCCCCCCCUCGCCGCCACCCCCUUCACCGCGGCCACCAUCUCCUUCGCCUCCAUCGCCUCUACCUCCAUCACCCCCGCCUCCAUCACCCUCACCCCCAUCCCCUCCACCUCCUUUGCUACCGCCUCCAUCACCCCUACCACCUUCACCUUCUCCCCCAUCACCUAACCCACCUCCGCCGCCAUCACCGGACCCAUCACCGCCCCCGCCGUCACCAGAACCAUCACCAAGGCCCCCAUCCCCGCCGCCUCCCUCCCCGCGACCGCCCUCACCUCCUCCAUCACCUGUGCCGCCGUCACCAACACCACCAUCCCCGGAUCCCCCAGGUGGCCGGUCACCUUCUCCUCCCCCAUCACCCCCGGAGCCCCCCACACCCCCGGAGCCUCCAUCACCCGCACCACCGGGAAGUCCCCGCCCGCCUCGCCGCCCCAAACCACCACCACCCAACCCCCUGCCGCCAAACCUGCCUCCAGAGUCCCCGAACCCCCCAUCAUCCCCCAGUCCGCCCCCGCCGACCUUGCCCAAUGUGCCGGGCCUGCCGCCGCUUGCACCAUCACCACCUCCACCGCCCAGCCCCUCUCCCCCGCCUCCAUCGCCUCCCCCCAGUCCGCCCCCUCUUCCCCCUGGCUUGGCGGAGGUCCAGGAGCACCUUACGAUUCUUCCUUCUACCGCCGCUAUCGAGAAGGCCGGUGGCGUUGACGCCUACGUUGAUGACAGCAAGAAGGCAGUCGCUGAGGCUUACGGCACCACGCCGGACCACAUCGUCGCCAUGUACGACGGCAAGACCGCUCGCCGCCGCAGCCUGGUGGACCUGGACAUCGCAACCGCCAACCGCCUGACCCAGAUCAAGUCCCAGCUGCAGCUGCUGGACACCUACAUCGUCAGCACAAUGCCGUACGACCUGGAGAGAGAAGUGCAGGCCAGGAUGGACGAGCCGGCGGCGCUUGAUCAGUACCGGCGCGAGCUGCAAUCCUCUGAUGGUGUGCCUGCCAUCGCCUUCCUGGUCCGCCUGACCAUUGAGGUGCCGCUGCCGCCCUCGCCGCCACCUCGCCCACCGGCCAGCCCUGGCAAGAAGGCGCCGCCCAUGGUGCCCAACCACCCGCCCAACCGCCCUCCCACCCCCCCCCGGCCGCCUCCAGUUAACCUUACUGCUCUGGCUGUCGCAACGGGUGCUGAGAAGGCUUUGGACCACUUCCUGCCUCCACCUUCGCCGCCGCCACCAGUUCCUCCAAGCCCGCCAGAUCUGCCGCCGUCUCCGCCUCCCUCGCCUCGGCCCCCCCGGCCCCCUCGCCCGCCGGGCCCACCGGUUCCACCCUCGCCACCGCCACCACCGCCUCCCUCACCACGCCCUCCGCGCCCGCCACCGCCGCCUGGUGCGCCAUUGGAGCCGGAUGUGCCAUCCUCGCCUUCACCCCCCUCCCUUCCGCAGUCUCCAUCUCCGCCGUCACUUCCACCGCCGUCCCCGCGCCCGCCGCCCCCUGAUAUGCCAGUCAAUUUCACCAAGUUUCAGGACAUGUCUGCACAGGGCACGCUUGGCAAGGAAGGGAAGCUGGUGUGGUUCGGAACCCCAGAUUUCAGACGACAGCUUGCCAAGUACUCGCCACUGCACCUGAUCAACGCGAAGAAGCCGGCUUGCUCUGCCUCGGCAUGCAACGGCUGUGCCGCAUCCUGGAAGGUCACCUCCACCAACGCCACCAUCUACCUCUACUUCCGGGAGCCGGUGCAGAUUUCCGAAAUCCACAUCAAGGAGAGAAAGAGCUCUGGCGUUGUCCAGGUCCAGCUCCUCAACUGGGUGGCCCCUCCCUCCGACAACACCACCACGACCAAGCCAGGCCGGGUGGUCUACAACUCCACGAUUGCCGCAUCCGCCAGCGGCACGUGCCAGCAGUCCAUCCUGCCCAUAUCCAUCGGGCCCGUACGUAGCGGUGUGAACCUGGUUGUGCCGGCGGGCGGCAGCCAGGAGGUGCUGCCCAAGGCGCUGGCCAAGACGGCGGUUGGUGGUGUUGCCAUCACGGUGCAACGUCCACCCAAGGCGGGCGCCAAUUACGGGCCGUUCAUUGAAUACGUCCGGUUCACGGGCCGUGUGCUGUACCCGAAGGAUGCGGCUGCCUACAGCAGUUAUGCCCCGAUGAAGGAGUAAUAAUCAGGAAGAGGAUGCAUGCAUGCCUGCUGGGCCGCUUCGGCCCAGGGUUAGUAAGCAAGGUUUGAUGUUGUUGAAGACGUGUAUUUGCGUGUGUGUGUGUGUGUUCCAUUCCGGGUACCCGUUCCAACGAACGGUGGAGGGUACCCAUCAUACACGGGUUGUGGGAUGAGGAUGACCCAACUUCGUACAUUUACAUUUCCAUUUGGUACCAUACUUCCUGGUGACGUUCGCUUUGUGAAGAAUAUAACGCGCGUUGUUCAGGCAGGCGGGUUAUGGACGGCAAUAGCCCCUGCAUUGACCCGUUGCGAUUCGCAGUAGUAGUAAAUGUGUAGGCAUGUUCAACAACAAGCAACUGGGACGGGUAAACCCCGUAGGUGGGUUGAUAGCAUUCCAACUUGCAACUAACGGUGCCACUGCACCAGCAUGCGUUCGUACAGUGCAUGUUGAUUGAUUGACGGUUGAUACGGGUUAAUUUGUCAUCAUGAGUUCGUAAUGGGUAGGUUGUCUCUUGUGGCGCAUAGGUGUUGCUUGGCUUGCUGGCUACCGGUAUACAUCUAGCAGCAUGUGGUACGUUGACUACGCGUAACAAAGUUUUCCGCCCCUUUGGGAGGGUUUAUCCUGGUGCUGGUCCUUCCAUUCUAGGAGUUCCAGCCACUGUUAGUAUCAAUUCAUUGUGUGGGAGGGGCGAAGAACCCCGGGCAGCAGCCCUGACCAAACCAGCAUGUGUUCAUGUUCCGCAUCGUCUGUAUGCUUGUAUCUUGAUUAAGUAUGGAUGGAUGCAACUACUUACUUGCACGUGCAUGCAACAACUCCGGGACAGGCACGCAUGGACCUGGCAAGGGAGUGGGCUGCUGUUUGGCUAUUCUUUUAGACCGAAUAUGGUUUUGUUCCUACCUUUUGGAAAUGCCCACCCUGGUUUUUCGAGCCAGUUGCCCUGGACUGACUGUUGUUGGUAGCACAAUUCCAUUGUCUUUCGUUAAAGGCCGUGACUUCCAUAGUUCCUAAAUGAGUGCGGUCAUGUUUGUAAUUGUUCACCACCCUCA
This is a messenger RNA of Astrephomene gubernaculifera, 5023 nucleotides long. The record is from the annotation of a GenBank genome assembly. NCBI's taxonomy places the organism in Eukaryota, Viridiplantae, Chlorophyta, Chlorophyceae, Chlamydomonadales, Astrephomenaceae.